GGUUGUCUACGCAUAAGCAAACGUUAUGGCUACUUUAAAAAUUAAUUUUAUCUUUGUGAUUGUCGCUGCAGUCUUCAUUUCAAAAGCUGUAUGUUUGCAUCCAGCAUUAGCGUCUAAAGAUUUCGACAUGUUAAAAAUGCAAAUGAGAACAAUGUGUAACAAAAGUGAAGCUGAUACACAAUUUUCAGUAUUCGUAGAUGAAACUUUAAGCAAUUUCGUGACUUGUGUUAAUGAAAGUGUUAUAGCUGAAAACGAUGAUCUAUACAUUUUCAAAUCUUUUAAUUCAAAAGUUAAAUCAAUAUGUCAUGUUGCACCUUCAAUGAUAAAGUGUUCCCACAAUAUGACAAAAUCAUUUGAAUUUUGUUACAAUGAAACUCAAUUAAAACAAAGUGAAAAAAGCUUAGAAUUUCUUGAUCAGUUUCACGUUCUCAUGUGCAGUGAUCAAGGACAACGAAUAAUAAGUAUACACGAUAAAAUGGAUUGUAUCAGCAACCGUACAGAUUUAAAGAGUUGCGUCAAAACAGAAUUAGAUAUAAUUGAAAAAUUUAAAAAUUCAUCACCAUUUGAAAUUCAAUCAGCAAACCCACUCGGCUAUCUUAUUCAUAAUUGCUCACGUAUUCAAGAAAUAGAAACAUGUAUUGUUGAAGAAAUCUCACAAUGUGACGACGAAAAUGUACAAAUUCCAACAGAAGAUUCACCAACAUUUUACUCACUGGAAAAUACAACUAGAAAAAUAUUUUCAUUGUUGAAAAAUGUUAUGGAAUGCAAAAAUAACGAAGUUCAAGAACCUCAAGUUUCAAUUAUUCAAUCACUUCUUAAAUCAUCAUCAUAA
Aphidius gifuensis is the source of this 832-nucleotide messenger RNA. RefSeq lists its product as uncharacterized. Lineage: Eukaryota; Metazoa; Arthropoda; Insecta; Hymenoptera; Braconidae. The transcript has 4 exons. The coding region runs from base 26 to 832 and encodes 268 amino acids. The record is from RefSeq and is a predicted model, not a curated record.